This is a messenger RNA of Penicillium waksmanii, 1461 nucleotides long. RefSeq lists its product as uncharacterized. The coding region runs from base 1 to 1461 and encodes 486 amino acids. The record is from RefSeq and is a predicted model, not a curated record. Gene Ontology annotation, biological process: dephosphorylation. Lineage: Eukaryota; Fungi; Ascomycota; Eurotiomycetes; Eurotiales; Aspergillaceae. The transcript has a single exon. Gene Ontology annotation, molecular function: phosphatase activity.
AUGUCUCCGUUCACCACACUCACUGUUGCGGUAUCCCUGCUCCUUGCAGACCUGACCAACGCAGAACGGGUUCUGGGGGCAUAUAUCUUCCAGCGUCAUGGAGAUCGCACCGCAAAAUCCUGGCCACCGACCAAGUUGACCAGUCUAGGGUACAGCCAGGAGUAUAUGACGGGGGAAUUUUUCCAUGACCGCUAUAUCUCGGCCAAUUCUUCCUAUAAGAUUGAUGGGAUCAGUACCGACAUCGUAAACUUGGCCCAGAUCACUGCGAGUGCGCCGCAAGAUGAUGUGAUCGACAACUCCGGAGUGGGAUUCCUCCAAGGGCUUUACCCUCCCGUCGGUUCGAUUGCCACGGAGACUCUGCGCAAUGGAUCAAUCGUCGAGGUUCCGCUGAAUGGAUAUCAGCUAAUCCCGAUGUCAGAUGUACAAUCUGGCAGCGGGAGUGAGGACAACACGUGGCUGCAAAGCACCUCUUCCUGUGGCAAGGCCAUAGUCAGCAGUAAUAACUACUUCUACUCGAACUCCUAUGAGAGCCUGUUUUCAGACACUCGCAGGCUCUACCAGUCACUUGAGCCGUUGGUGAAUGAGACAUUCAGUGCCAGCGAGCUGAGCUACAAGAAUGCAUACACUGUAUGGGAUUUACUCUACGUGGCUCUCAUACACAACUCUACCGCAAGUUUCCCUUCAUCGACCAUCAUCAACGACACAGUCAUGCGAGAGCUGCUUGUUCUCGCGAACGAGCACGAGUUCAAUCUGGCGUACAAUAGCUCUGACACCAUCCGUGCUAUUGCGGGUAUGACUCUGGCAGGCGAAGUUCUGACAGCCCUUAACGAAACAAUCACAUCUGGCGGCAAAUCCAAGCUAAACGUCCAGUUUGGUGCGUACGCCUCUUUCCUGUCAUAUUUUGGUCUGGUUGAGCUCUCAGCCACCACAGUCAAUUUCACUGGCAUUCCUAACUAUGCUUCAUCCAUGGCGUGGGAGCUUGUGACAGAUGACGAGGGAACUGAGAUACCCGUCACUUCAGACAUCAGAGUGCGUUUCCUGUUCCACAAUGGAACUAGCAUCGAGGGUUCGACACAGCUGCAGGCUUAUCCGCUUUUUGGCCAAUCGACGGUCGAGCUCCCGUGGGCGCAAUUCGUGGAGGAGACGAAGAGAACUGCCAUUCUAUCACAGAAGGAAUGGUGUCAAGCAUGUGGAAAUAGCACUGGGAUUUGCGCAUCGAGCUCUGGUGCCGGUGAUAAUUCGUCGCCUAAUUCCUCUGCUGGUUCUUGCUCGGGCAGAGGAAUGAGUCUGGGAGUGGCAGGUGUUAUCGGGGCAAUGGUAACUUUAGGUGUUCUUGUCGGGGUACUCAUCUUAAGCAUGAUUGUCUUCGGGCUACGAUUCGUACCCAAAAGUGCGGUCUCUGGUAUGCGUCGAGGAUCGGAUGCUUCCAUAAUUCCUGCGAUGAAGACGACUGUGGCGUAG